UCGAAACAAGCGAUCUUUUGUUGGCUUUUUAACACGGAUUUUUCCCUCGCCCCUAGCGUGAACGGCCGACUGCGCUUAACUUCACACCUUCACUUUCACUCUGUGCUUCAUCUUAUCAGUGGACCCAGCAGCCUGACACCUGCAGGCUUGCUGUGAAGUUGCUUUCUAACGCGCCUGUUCAGGAACGUCUCAACUCUCAGUUGUCGGUUUCUGUCUUUUAUCCCGACCCCUGCAUUCAAACUUAGGCGUGAUGAAUACAUCUACCUCUGCCUCGCAUGAACAAGCUAUGGAAAAUCAACCCUCAUCAGAUGAUCCACCAUUGUCCCUGCCGCAGCCAGACGCUCGCGAGCGUCCAUCCACAGCACAUGCAAGUGCUUCCCCUUCAUUAGGUCGUAGAACUUCUUAUCCUCCUGUUCCACUUCCUGCUGAACGCCCUUUCACUGUUCACGGCACCUCAAAUAUGCUCCCACGUGCUACAUUUGCCGCAGGCCCAUACAACUCCGCAAGUGCCCGGACAUCGUUCACUCGCGUUGAUGUCGAUAGCAUUCCGACCUUUGGAGCAUACCCUGCCCUUCCGAACUCAAACUUGGGACAAGCCUCGCCAGACACUACAGUGAACAACACUGAAGCAGUUGCGCUGUCUACCGCAGACGGACCUACUACACCAGAAAAUAUUGUACCUCAGACACCUCAAGUGUCCCUGUCAUUUCUCCUCGUCUCUGGCCGAAGGCGGACUAUGUCGUUCGAUCCAGCGAUAACAAUUGGGAGGGUCAAAGAGCUAGUGUGGAAUGCAUGGCCUGCAGAUUGGCAAGAUGAGAGUCCGCAAGCCCCAUCGCAUUUGCGAAUUCUUUACUUAGGCAAGAUUCUGCAAGAUGAGGACACUCUUACUCAUCUUUCAUUCCCAACUUCUAUACCGUCGGAUUCGUCUUCCCUGCCUACAAUCGUUCAUCUUUCCAUUCGCCCCUCUAACAUCUCAACGGUUGACGAUACUAUGAAGAAGAGACGCCUUAGCAAUGCAUUUUCCCGCAGGGGAACAGCAAUGAGCAACGACGCGGAGAUCGUACGCGAAGGUGACGAUACCGUGGGAUCGGGAUGUUGUGGAUGCAUCAUUUGCUAAUGAGGGUAGAGGUCCGACGAUUCAGAAAAUUCAUCGCUUUGGUCUGGGAGCAUGUCAAACCAAGAUGUAUCAGGUCAUUUCGGAAUGAGCGCAGAUGCGUGUGAUAUCUGCUAACAUCAUGCGGAAGAACUUUGUUUAUAUGGAGGAGGACUAGCUUUUUUACGAUGGUAUGCAACGUAUCUUUCGC
This is a messenger RNA of Suillus fuscotomentosus, 1304 nucleotides long. Its product is annotated as ubiquitin-related domain-containing protein. NCBI's taxonomy places the organism in Eukaryota, Fungi, Basidiomycota, Agaricomycetes, Boletales, Suillaceae. The transcript has 3 exons. Bases 251 to 1117 code for a protein of 288 amino acids. Gene Ontology annotation, molecular function: protein binding. The record is from RefSeq and is a predicted model, not a curated record.